AUGGUUGUUGUUGUUGUUGUUGUUUCUGGUUUGUGGUCCAUAUGGUUUGUAGCCUUUAUUGUUCACUUAUUCUUUUGUUCACUUGCACGAUUUCACACCCAAAAUUUCAUAAAACGCCCCAGAAAUGUUCAAACAAAGAGGCGAUACUUGUCAUUGUUAAGUAAAACUAGUAAGUUUCAAGUGAGUGUUAUCCACGCGGAAGAGCAAUGUUUGAUCCGAUAUUCAAGAUUUGUUUUCUUGGAAAGCAUUGCAGGCUUCGCUUACAGAUUCCACUUGAUAAUGAACGUCACUACUUGUGCGCGCGUAUGUGUUGUGAGAUUUCAAACUUACUUACGAACUAUUCAUUACAUUACUAACAACUAA
This is a messenger RNA of Candida albicans SC5314, 363 nucleotides long. RefSeq lists its product as uncharacterized. The record is from RefSeq and is a predicted model, not a curated record. The transcript has a single exon. The coding region runs from base 1 to 363 and encodes 120 amino acids. Lineage: Eukaryota; Fungi; Ascomycota; Pichiomycetes; Serinales; Debaryomycetaceae.